UCCCUCAGCAGGCCCGUGUGCGCAUGCCCAGCUGAAGGUCCCGCUCGCUCGCUCUCCAUCAGACUGGUGUAGCCUCGCUUUCAUUCUGCGGGAACCAGGGUCAGAUCGCCGUUAGCCGGCCCGACACCGCACCGCCCACGUCCAGCUCCUGCCUCGGGAAGAGCGCCCACAGCCCCCGGGAAGCGCCUCCAGUCGGCCCCGCAGCGCCACCAGCCAGCCUCCGCGUCGUGCCGUGCUCCUGCCAUUCCCGUGUAGAGCGCUCCGGUUCCGCCCAGACUUCGCCAUGGGACAUGCUACGCUCAUCUUCAUGCUCGUCUGUCUGUCCGCUCAAGCGCUGAGCAGACCGUCGCCUCUGGACCUCUCACUGCCGGACGGGACAGGGUCGGACGACAACACCAACCAGGUGACCGCCUGUAUCGUGGAGCUGGUGACCUCUCACCUGAGGAAGGUCACCACACCUGCCGACCCGGAGUGUGAGAAGAUCAUCUCUAAAGAUGGCCGCAUCUUUGACCUAAUGAAGAAGGAGAAGCUGCUGAGCCAGCUGAAGUCGCUAGGUGCCGUGGAGGAGGACCUGAUCCCAGAUGCCAACGAGGUGCUCAAGGCCGUGGAACAGGCCAAGAAAGGUAAGAGUCAGCUGGAAGUGAUGGGGACCAUCCAGACGAUGCUGCGGCAGGUGGAGCGGGACCAUCAGGUGCUGCAGACCCUCCUGCAGAACAUGGGCCGGCCAGAGCUGUCUGCCAGUGCCAGGGAUGAUGGACAGGUGGACCUCAGGUCGGAGGAGGAGGAAGAUGUGGAGGACAGAGACAGCGCAGAGGAUGAGUUUGUCGCAGGGAACGACGAUCUAGACGAGGCCCCCGAGCAAACCAGACAGGGGUUCCAAAUCUACGCCAAGUCAGACAAAGACGACGAGGCAGAAGAAGGUGGCAAUGGAGAUGAGGAGACGAGGUCAGAUGAAGAUGAAGAUGACUCGGAGGAAGAAGAGAAGAAGGAUGACGAGGAAGCAAGUGAUGAAGAAGACGACCGUCGAGACGAUGGAGCAGACGACGACGAUGAUGAUGAUGAUGACGAUGAUGACGAAGAGGAUGAAGAUGAUGAAGAUGAUGACGAAGAGGAUGAACGAGGUGACGAGGAGGAUGGAGAAGAGGAGGAGACGAGAAGCGAGGAGGAAUCACAGGAAGAAGAUGAAGAGAAGGAAUCAGAAGAGAUGAAACUAAGAGAUGAUGAUGGAGAAGAAGAUGAGGGGGAGAAGAGGGAGGAGGUUGAAGAAGAUGAUGAUGAUGAUGAUGAUAAGAGAGCUGAAGAUGGAGACGAAGAUGAGGGGGAUGAAGACAAUGAGGAUGAUGAUAAGAGGGAUGAUGAUGGAGAAGAAGAUGAGGGAGAGAAAAGAGACGAUGUAGAAGAUGAGGAUGAAGAUGAGAAGAGGGAAGAGGAGGAGGACGAUGAUGAUGAUGAUGACAAGAGAGAUGAUGAUGGAGAAGAUGAGGAUGAAGAUGAGAAGAGGGAAGAGGAGGAGGACGACGACGACGAUGAUGACAAGAGAGAUGAUGAUGGAGAAGAAGAUGAGGGGGAGAAGAGAGACGAGGAAGAAGAUAGUGAUGAGGCAGAUGAUGAUGAUGACGAAGAAGCGGGAGAUGAAGAGCGGAGAGGAGACAUGGAGGAUGUGGAGGAACGGCGGGCGGAGGAGUCUGCAGAGGAGGAGGAGGAGGAGCGCGGCAACGGCGCGCCUGACUACGAGUCAGCGGAGGGAACCAGUCAGAGCGACGAGGCCAGCGGCGACCAGAAAGUGAGCGGCGGAGACACCAACACCGUCCAGCGGAGAGGGGGAGAGGAGGACGAAGAAGAGGAAGAAAAGAAAAGUGACAGCGUCGAGAGCAAGGAAAGCGGCGAGGUACCAGCUGACGGCAGCGGUGGCAACAAGGACGACACUGUGGCCCAGCUGAACGCGCUGGUGGCUCAGCAGGAGCUGCAGGACGAACUGAACCACGUCGCGCAUGGGCCCCAGCGCCGCGGCCAGGAGCGGCGGAAGUAGUCCACUCACGUCACGUGACAUCCACGGCCGCUGGUGGGGAGGGCAUGCCGGCAACUCUGUUGGCGCAGCAGACAUGUUAACACUCAGCAGUAACGGUUGGGAAUGUUGGAAGGUGCCGGUACUGGUGAACAGACAUCUGCAGUGGCCGUACAGGAUGUACUUGGAAUAACGUUCUACCCAAACCCGCAGCAUCUCCCGCCUACACCCUCUCAAAUUACACCUCUUGUAUUAUAAAAAAAUUCAAUUCAAUAUUCUCCAUUUCCUCAGCUUGUGAUAGCCUCAUCUACAUUACCAAGUAAAUGAACACAAUCGAGAAGGAACAAGUAAAAACAUAACCAUCUGUAAAAAGUUCAUCAGUUUCAAGGACCUUUGUCAUUGUUUAGUCUGUCAGCUUGGUAGUUUAUUCAUCCCUACAUUCCCCCAAGUCUGUGUUUGUCACGCUAAGUAUUGGCUGUGUUCGCAGUUGGUGAUGGAGCUUAAUAAAUGGUUUGUAAAGUAAACUGUGAGAAUUUCUACUUUUGUAACAGGACGUGCUACCACCGCGGGUGGGGAAUCAGACUGUCUCGUAGUGAUGUUUUGGACUGAAGUGUGGGUGGAAAUGGCUGGUCUAGUGUUGCGUUGUGUUAAUCACCAGUAUAUAUGUUCCUUGUCGUAAUUAUUCAGUCGAGGUUUCAAAUCCUCUAAGAACCAUCUCUCUAGCAUAAUACUGAGCUAUUCACCCCAGAAACCAUACCUACUCUCCUCUCUCCUUGCAAUGGCCACUAUUGCCCUGUAGAAUAGUUCCUACCAACAUUGUAUAAACAAAAGAUGUAUAUACGGUACAUUAUGCUAUUAUGAUGUUUCAGUAGUAUGUACGAUUCCCGAUGUGGCAAUGUUAGUGGUUAAGCAAAGCACACGUGCAAUAGCGAGGACAAUUUCGCGACGCCACAGGAAGGCGGUCAGCUGUAGAGUGCUGUUAUUUAUGUAUAGUAUUUAUUAACAUGGUUGAUAACCUGUGGAGGGGGUAUGAUGACUUGUACCCCAGUAGUGAAUUUCCUGACUUCAUGUCAUCUCCAAGCAGAUGUAGGGUGGUGCUGCAAAACCUUUUGGCAGGGUUUACAGAAAAACUUACACCGGCAGAAGGACAAAUGAAAUUACACAAAAGCUUAAAACAGGCCAACCGUACUUCUGCUUGGAGGUCAGAGUUGACUAACAUCUCUUCUAAUUUAGCGAUAGAUCUAUAUGCUCAGCACUAUUCUAUUUUCGGUCGUCCAAGUGAUUAGUAAAUUAAAAUCCUCUGAAACGA
Messenger RNA from Branchiostoma floridae (Florida lancelet), 3314 nucleotides. RefSeq names its product spore wall protein 2-like. Bases 284 to 2029 code for a protein of 581 amino acids. The record is from RefSeq and is a predicted model, not a curated record. The transcript has 9 exons. Lineage: Eukaryota; Metazoa; Chordata; Leptocardii; Amphioxiformes; Branchiostomatidae.